GGGAUCUCCACUCUCCAGAGCUUCUGCUUGACGGAUUCCAGCAAUGUCGGAAGAGGAGAGCAACGACGAUGCCGGCGAGCAGAUGCCGCAGCAGGGCGGCAUCAAGACCAUGCCGUUCAUUCUCGAUUAAUUUGUGCGGUGCAGCGAACGAUUUCUGCGACCGGUUCGCGACGAUCGGGUUCAAUGCCAACCUGAUCACGUACCUGACGGCGGAGAUGCACCUGCCGCUGGUGGAGGCGUCCAACACGCUCACCAACUUCCACGGCGCGUCCAACCUCACACCGAUCGUCGGCGGCCUCAUCGCCGACUCCUUCGCCGGCAGGUUCUGGACCAUCGCCGCGGGCUCGGUGGCGUACCAGCUCGGCAUGGUCGGCCUCACCGUGUCGGCGCUCGUGCCAUCGCUGCGCCCGCCGCCGUGCCGCGGCGAGGCCGUGGCCGUGGCAGGGGAAGCUUGCCAGCGCGCGACCCCGUGGCAGCUGCUCGUCCUCUACCUGUCUCUGCUCUGCACGUCCGUCGGCACCGGCGGCACGCGGCCGUGCGUCAUGGCGUUCGGCGCCGACCAGUUCGAGCUGGGCAAGCCACCGCGGCGGCGACCCGGCGAGGCCGGCGCGCCGAGGUGGAGCUUCUUCAACCUCUACUUCUUCGGCGUUGAGCUCGCCAAGCUGGUGGCCGUGACGGCGGUGGUGUACAUCCAGGAGAACGUGGGGUGGGGGUGGGGGCUCGGCGUCCCGACCAUCGCCAUGCUCGCCGCGGUUACCGCGUUCGUGGCGGGCUACCCGCUCUACGUCAAGAUGGCUCCCGGUGGCAGCCCGCUGACGCGGCUGGCCCAGGUCGCCGUCGCGGCUUUCCGGAAGAGAAACGUGGCCGUGCCGGACGAUCCUGGCCUCCUUCACGACGACAAGGAGCUCGACGCCGGCGUCUCCACCACCGGCCGGCUGCUCCACACCAACCAGCUCACAUUUUUUGACCGGGCUGCGGUUGUCACUGACGGCGACAUGGAGGGAGGCGGCGGCGCACGGCCGUGGCGGCUGUCGACGGUGCACCGGGUGGAGGAGCUCAAGUCGAUCAUCCGCAUGCUGCCCAUCUGGGCCGCGGGGAUCCUGCUGGUCACGUCGGCCUCGCACAACCACAGCUUCGCCAUCCAGCAGGCGCGCACCAUGGACCGGCGCGUCACGGCGAGCCUGGAGAUACCGCCGGCGUCCAUGCUGAUCUUCUCCAACGUCGCCAUGCUCGCUACCCUGGCGCUCUACGACCGCGCGCUGGUGCCCCGGCUGCGCCGCCUCACGGGGCACCCCGCCGGGAUCACGCACCUCCAGCGCACGGGCGUCGGCCUCGCCAUCAGCGCCGUGAGCAACGCCGUGGCGGCGGCCGUCGAGGGGAGGAGGCGGCGCGCCGCGGCGAGCCACGGCCUCCUCGACGAGCCCGGCGCCACCGUGCCGAUGAGCGUGCUCUGGAUGGCGCCGCAGUACGCCAUCCACGGCGCGGCCGACGCGUUCAUGGACGUCGGCCGCAUGGAGUUCCUGUACGACCAGGCGCCCGAGGGCAUGCGGAGCACGGCGGCGGCGCUGUACUGGCUGACCAUGUCGGCGGGGAGCUACAUGAGCACGCUGCUGGUGACGGCGGUGCACGAGAGGACCAGAGGCGAAGGGGAGUGGCUCCAGGACAACCUCAACCGGGGGAGGCUGGACCGCUACUACUGGCUCGUGGUGACGCUGCAGGUGAUCAACGUCGUCUACUUCGUCAUCUGCGCCAAGCUGUACACCUACAAGAAGCUAGAAACAGUCGAUGGAGUGAGCACAGGGGAGAGAAAUGACAUAGUUGAUGAUCAGGAGAAUGCAGGGGAGAGAGAUGAGAAAGGAAGCGAUGUAAAAGAUGUAGAGCUUCAGCCUCUGCUACUAUCGGAUGUAACGCUCCCAUAGAGAUGUUUUUAGAGAUUUUGGGGGUGUGUUUUUUUUCACUGGGAGGCAACUGUUAGUGCCGAGCUCCCCCUCUCUCAGCCGUCGUGCUCCAUGUUAGGUUUAAUGAAACUAAUUUAAUA
Messenger RNA from Oryza sativa Japonica Group (Japanese rice), 2038 nucleotides. Lineage: Eukaryota; Viridiplantae; Streptophyta; Magnoliopsida; Poales; Poaceae. The record is from RefSeq and is a predicted model, not a curated record.